This is a messenger RNA of Trichophyton rubrum CBS 118892, 867 nucleotides long. RefSeq lists its product as uncharacterized. Gene Ontology annotation, cellular component: oligosaccharyltransferase complex; membrane. NCBI's taxonomy places the organism in Eukaryota, Fungi, Ascomycota, Eurotiomycetes, Onygenales, Arthrodermataceae. The record is from RefSeq and is a predicted model, not a curated record. The transcript has 4 exons. Gene Ontology annotation, biological process: protein N-linked glycosylation. Bases 1 to 867 code for a protein of 288 amino acids.
AUGCGGCUUUUUGCAGCUCUCCGCCUCGGGCUUCUAGCUCUAGCUGCUCCAGGAUUAUGCGCCUCAUCUGGAUGGGGGUUUGCUGAUGGCACACUAUCUAUCCAUCAGAAGGGUGCUGGGAUAGGUGGCGCCGAAAAGCACAAGCUAUCACAAAACCAGCCGUUGGCUAAGACGAUAUCACUGAACGAUGCAAGCACAUUGAAGCUUCUUUUGACGAUACAGGAGGAUGAAGUUGCGGCAAGACCUCAUCAAGCCUUUUUGACUCUCAGAGAAAUUUACUCAGGGCUGGACAUCUCAUACCCACUCAAUGUCAAGGGGAAUGGAAAGGCUGUCGUCGAAUUGAAUCAGAAGGACCUCCCUGUUCAAUUCCUCACUACCAAAACCCCAGUUGAAGCCUCCCUGUUGAUCGCUUCCUUUGGUUCCUCAGGCGGCUAUUACAAGCCCGUCUUUAAAUUAUCAGUCGAACAUAAGCCGGACACCCCUAUUCCCUCCUCAAAGGCUCUUAGAUACGGCAAACUGGAAGAAAUCCACCAUACGUUCCGAGAAGACCCUCGCAGUCCACCCAUGAUUGUCUCCGUGUUCUUUGUCCUUGCUGUCCUGGCCACCCUACCGCUCCUUGCGAUCUCGUGGCUUUACCUGGGUGCCAAUGCCAACCACCUUUCCGUUGCACUGAAAUCUGCACCCCUCCCCCAUAUAGUUUUCGUCGGGUCCAUCGUUGGGCUUGAGUUGACCUUCUUCAUGUACUACACGAGCUGGAACCUUUUCCAGACGCUACCAGUUGCCGCAGCCAUUGGAGUUGUAUCGAUUAUAAGUGGAAGCAGAGCUCUGGGUGAAGUGCAGCAGAGACGACUUGCCGGUCAUCGAUAG